GUGAAAGAGUGUUCGCGGAAUUUGUGGCCGGCCAUACGAAUUAACGAAUUAAUCGGAAAAUCAACAUAUAAAUAUCGAACCCUACACCGUUUGAUGCGUGUGCGUGUGUGUGCGUGAAUGCCGAUCUGUUUCCUGUUUUAUUCUGUGUCGAAAUUCCGUGCCAGCCGUGCGUGUUUGGGGCGAGCGAGUGUGGAAAGUGUAGAAGAAAAGCUAGAGCAGCGAGCGCGUGUUUGUUGCUAGCAGGGUUGGAAGUUUAACGCACAAUCGUUCGGUGCUACUGUACUUGAAAGUGAAAAUGUCGCAGAGAACAAAGCGUUCCGGUGCCUCGACGCCGGUCCCGGUGACGGCUAGCACCCCGGUACAGCAGAGCGGAAGCGCUGCGAUGGGUGCGUCAGGGACGCAGCAUCACAGCGGCUCCCGUCCGUCGAGCCCGCUCAGCCCUACGCGCCAUUCCCGCCUGCAGGAAAAGGCCACCCUGCAAUACCUCAAUGACCGGCUGGCCGCAUACAUGGACCGGAUGCGUAUGCUGGAGCAGGAAAACUCGCGCCUCACUAUGGAGGUGCGCACUUCGCAGGACACAUCCACCCGCGAAGUUUCCAACAUCAAAUCGAUGUACGAACACGAAUUGUCCGACGCUCGCAAGCUGUUGGACGAAACGUCACGCGAGAAGGCCAGGAUGGAGAUCGACGGAAAGCGAAUUCUCGAAGAAAAUGAGGAACUGAAAAAGCGCUUGGACCGAAAAAUGAAGGAAGCCGCUGAAGCCGAACGUAACUUACGUGCACAGGAAGCGCGCGCAAACGAAUUGGCCAAUAAAUACCACACGCUCGUCACGGACCAUAAGAAGGCAAAGGAUGACCAGAAGGAGUUGGAAAAGGAGCUGGCCAAGCUUAAAAAGCAGCUCGAAGCACUGCGCAAGAAUCUUGAGGAUGAAACCCUGACACGGGUCGAGCUGGAGAAUACCGUCCAAACACUGCGCGAGGAGCUGACCUUCAAGGACCAGGUCCACUUGCAGGAAAUAUCCGAGACGAAGACCCGUCGUCAGGUGGAGAUUAGCGAAAUUGAUGGCGUGCUGUCGGAGCAGUACGAGGCGAAGCUGCAACAAGCGCUGCAGGAUCUGCGCAGUCAAUACGACGAUCAGCUACGCAUGAACCGUGAGGAAAUUUCCGAUCUUUACGAGGCUCGCCUGCGCGAUUUAGAGCAACAGAUGAACCACGAACGGUUGCGCCACGCCGACGAAAAGGCCAAGAUGAUGGAGGAGGUAGAGCGCCUCCGGAAGGAAAUGUCCAUGCAGCUCCAGGAGUAUCAAGAUCUUAUGGACAUUAAGGUCUCGCUGGACAUGGAGCUUGCUGCAUACGAUAAACUGCUCAGCUCGGAGGAGGACCGUCUUAAGAUCACGCCGGGCAAUGCAUCCUUCUUCUCGCAAUCCGGUCUGUCGAGCAGCAUGUCCCGUACCGGUAUGCUUCGCCGCACACCUAAUCGUGCUGCCGCAAAGCGCAAGCGUACGGUGUUGGAAGAAUCCGAUGAACGCAGUGUGUCGGACUUCUCCGUCACGUCGUCCGCCAAAGGUGACAUGGAGAUUGUCGAGGUUGAUCCGGAGGGAAAAUACGUAAAACUACGUAAUAAAUCCUCCAAGGAAGUACAAGUCGGUGGAUGGUCCCUCGUUCGGAAGGUGGGCAGUAAUGAGACCGUCUUUAAGUUCCAUCGUUCACUCAAGGUAGACGGUGGCGCUUUUGUGACCGUUUGGUCGUCCGAUUUGGGCAAGGAUCACGAACCACCGUCGACGAUUGUAAUGAAGGGUCAGAAAUGGUUUGCCGGAGACAACAUGACGACCCAUCUGAUGAACGGUGAUGGAGAGGAGGUUGCUGCUUCUGAGCGUGUAAAGCGGAUGAUUUCGACUUCUGCCUCGCGUCACCGCGAAUAUCUCGGUGGUUAUGGAGAAGAGCUCCACCAUCAGCAGGGUGAACCCAGAGGCGAUGAAAAAUGUCGGAUCAUGUAAUUUGUUUGUAAGCGAUUAAUUUAAAUGUCGCCACCGGCGACGUCGAUUUGGAGAUGGCAAAAUAUUAAUAAUUAUUGACACACACAACAAAUUUAUAUAGAUAGGUAUUCGUUUUGUUUACGUCCUACAAAUCGAACGCAGGAAUGUCCGCAGCACACAAUCCACCACACGUUGGGUAAGGGAUGAAGAAAUUAUUACUUAUCACGCUCGUUUAAUGUUUUUCUUUUACUUUUAAUUCUUUGAAUCGAAAUUUUCUACAAAACUCAAAAACAUACACAGACACAUUCACGUACCCUGUAUGCAAAGUGCGUGUUGCGAGAUGUUUUACUAUAACGUUUAGUAAACAUCCGCUGGACACAGACUCAUGCAUGAAACACUGCGUGUGCUACGGGAUAUUAUAUGUAAAAUAUUACCAAACAUAGAACUACGUAUCGUGCGUGUGCAAAUUAUAUCAUGUCAUCUUUUUUUUUAAUUAUUUCAAUAUUUGAAUAUAACAAAAAAUAUGAAUUAUUAACUUUCGCGUUAAUGAAGUAAUGUUGUGGUUGGCAACGAUCAAACAAAACAAACAGUGGAAAAAAUGUCGAGCAAAAAAUACAAAAAAAAACUGAAAAGCAAAGCACACACAGUAAAUGAGAGGCCUUUUGUUGCGAAAAUCUUAAUAACAAAAAACAAA
Messenger RNA from Anopheles moucheti, 2669 nucleotides. Its product is annotated as lamin Dm0. The transcript is spliced from 6 exons. NCBI's taxonomy places the organism in Eukaryota, Metazoa, Arthropoda, Insecta, Diptera, Culicidae. The record is from RefSeq and is a predicted model, not a curated record. The coding region runs from base 296 to 1996 and encodes 566 amino acids.